Molecule: messenger RNA, 1047 nt
Organism: Penicillium vulpinum
Lineage: Eukaryota; Fungi; Ascomycota; Eurotiomycetes; Eurotiales; Aspergillaceae
Product: mitochondrial 37S ribosomal protein mS38
Exons: 2
Coding region: 1-1047 (348 amino acids)
Biological process (GO): mRNA processing
Cellular component (GO): mitochondrion
Source: RefSeq, a predicted model, not a curated record
AUGUUGUCAACAUCGUUAGUCCGGGCGGCAUGGACGCCCAUGCCGCUUCCCGGGAUAACUCGCUCCUGUCAAAAUCUUACCAGCAGCUUGCUCGGCGCAACCCGACCUCUGCACCAACGCCGGUAUUCCUCAUCCUCCAAACCGCCCGUCCCGCCCAGCGAUGGCUCCCGACGAAUGGACACCUCUGCCCCGGCAAAGGGAGUCAACUCGUCUAACGAGAAAAGUAAGGCUAACCGCCGUCGGGGGAAGGACAGCUCUACCCGAAAUGGAUCUUCAAAGUCUAGCCAGCAUGCGGCAUUUUCCAACCUCCCGAGUGUUCCCUCAACACAGCACCGACAGCCACAUGAUGUCCAUGUAGCAUCGUUCUUCUCCAUCCACCGGCCAAUCUCGGUGACAACUACUGUGCCCCCCACCUCGACCACCGAUGCCUUCGAAGCGAUCUUCUCGUCAAAGCGGCCAUUGAAGAACGAGCCGGAGGAUGUCAUCUUCACUCUGUCCUCGGCCGUGCAGUCGAUGGAAACUGGCUCUCAGGGCAUGUCAGAGUCCGAAGACCAGUUCCGAAGCUUCACCGAACAAGACGGCGAACUCCGCAUGCUGGAUGGCCCCGAUGCAAAGAUGUCCGUGGAGGAAUUCACCCGUCGUCUUCGCCCAUUCCAGCCUCCUCCCCCACCCGUCCCCAUGGACACAUCUGCUGCCGAGACUGCCGAAUUCACCGAUUCUCAGAUGGAUAACGAGUACCAAACCUACUCGACCGUCCUGACUAUCCGCGAGGCUCGCCACGCUGAUGGCCGCAAGACCUACGAGGCGCAUACAGGACCUUUCGUUCGCGGCGGAGAGAUGGAGGACCCAUCUAACAUGCACGACGAGAUCUCAAUUGAGGCGCCCUCUGAUUCUACCGCAGGUAUGACAUACAUGGAGCGUCUACGCAACAACCACACCAUGCAUGCCAUCAGCACUAUGAGACGGCGCAAGGCCAAGAUGAAGAAGCACAAGUUCAAGAAGCUGAUGAAGAGAACGCGUACCCUGAGACGGAAACUUGAUAAGUAG